AUGGACCUCUAUGAUGAAUUACCAACAAGUGCAUUACUUUGCGAUCCAGAAUUCACAGCGUUAUUCGAGGCAUGUCUACGAUAUAGAAUCACAACGAUAGAUUUCCUUACUUUAAAUGUAAGAGAACUUGCUAAGAUUUCUCAAAGGUCUAUUAAUGAAGUAGUUAAGGUUAAAAGAUUACUUCUAAACGAAUUUGAUCAACAAUUUGAGGAAAAGGAUAAAGUUCAACCUGUAAGAAAAAUUGAACCACCCCAAGUAUUUACCUCUGGAGAUAUGGAAAUUGAUUCAUUACUUGGAGGUGGAAUUCAUACUAAAAGUAUUACUGAAAUAUUUGGAGAAAGUUCAACGGGGAAAUCCCAAUUAUUAAUGCAACUAUGUUUGAACGUUCAACUGCCUGUAGAGAAGGGUGGAUUGGGAGGUAAAUGUGUUUAUAUUACCACAGAAGGUGAUUUACCAACUUCACGUUUAAAUGGAAUAUUAGACUCUAGACCUGAUUGGAAGGACUUUGGAGUAUCCCAGGCUAAUAUCUUUACAGUGAGUUGUUUUGAUUUAGUAAGUCAAGAGCAUAUUUUAAACGUUCAAUUGCCCAUAUUAUUGGAAAGAAAUAAAGGCCAGAUCAAAUUAAUUAUAAUUGACUCAAUUUCUCAUCAUAUGCGGGUAGAAUUGGAGACUAAAUCAUUCAGUGAAUCUCAAGAUAAUAGAUACUAUGUAGAUAAGAUGGCUGAAAAUUUAUUGCAAUUAUCUAAACAAUAUUCAACAGCAAUAGUAGUUGCAAACCAAGUUGGUGAUAAACCUUUAACGGAAAGACCAGAAAAUUUUGUUCAUCAUUUUAUGGAUUAUGAUUAUCAAUUAGGUUGGUUAGUUGGUUGGAGAGAUUCUACAAUAAUGUACAGACAAUAUUAUACAGAUGAUAAUUCAAAGAAUAAAAGCAUAAGGAAUCAUCAACAAAGUCAACGACUGACACAAACAACAACUUUGGAUCCAAAUUCUACUGUAGAUGAUUUAUUAUCCGAUGAUGAGGAUUAUAGUCUUAUUGAAAGGGAAGUUAACAAAGUUAUGAAUCCGGAAUUAUAUUCUCAAGGUGACAGCAACUUGGACAAUAAUACUACUCAAGCUAAUCAAAGUACCACAGCUAAGAGAUCCCGAUCAAUUAAUAAUAAUCAUUUCGCCCCUCGAAAGAAGAAAAGGCGACUUGAUAUUAGAAUUCCGAAUCUUGGGCUAUCUUGGGCUAAUCAUGUUACUACAAGGAUAUUGUUAAAAAAGUCUUAUAAAGCGUCACCAAUGAUCAAACGUGGUGAAGUGAAAUUUUAUCAAGGUGUUGAUCCUGCCUCAUUUUGGCAAGUGAAAAGGACUUUACAGAUUGUAUAUUCUACUUUCAGUAAACCAGGAGAAAUAUCCUUUGCUAUUACCAAAAAGGGUAUAGAGUCUACUUGA
This is a messenger RNA of Maudiozyma saulgeensis, 1434 nucleotides long. The record is from the annotation of a GenBank genome assembly. Lineage: Eukaryota; Fungi; Ascomycota; Saccharomycetes; Saccharomycetales; Saccharomycetaceae.